UUGAUCGUGCUUUUUAUAAACAAAUGCUAUAGUUUAUAAGAAAAAAAACUGACAGCUUUCGUAACUUCACAAAAUUUUAAGUUGCUGAACAAUUUGCUCAAAAAUUUUGUAGUGGAAUAUAACUUUUAGGACCUGAAUUAAAAUUCUAGUCAAGAUGGGAAAAUAUAAAAUACCAUCUGUUCAGUAUUUUCUAAGUAAAAAGACCAUUUAUGGUGAAAAGAAGGAUCCGGUAUGGGUUUAUUUGGAAAGGGAAAUGAGAGAAAAUAUUGAAAAUAAACCAUACAACGAAAAAGUAGGAGCUUGGCUUAGAUAUCUCAAAGAAUUGAGAUAUUAUUUCUAUCGUGAAGCGAAAAGAAAGGAGAAAAGUAUUAACGAUGAAGUAGGGCCGCCUUGGUAUAUAGAGUUGUCUAGUUGUCAAAGAGACGUUUUAAAUGAUCUAAAAACCAAUAUUCAUCAAGAUUUGCUUGAGGAUUUACCCAAUAGAAUUAGAAAAUCUUUAUCUGAUCUGGGUGUGACCUUAAAAAUACCGAGAAAGAUUUUAAUGCAAGCUAUGAACGAUUCGGUUGAAGACCCCGGUAUAUUUAUUUGGAAUCUUUAUAGAGCUGUCUACAAAAAGUCACCAAGCGAAUUAAGAGGAAGAUACGAUAUGAAUUCUAUGAUAUUAAUGUCAAGUCUAGUAUUUAUCGACCUAGAAGAAUGUAUUCAAGAAUUAGAAAAUCUAACGCAAAUGAAAACGCCUCCACCCCCUGUUCCGCAAGAAAGUACGUAUUUAUUAUUGUUAAUAAAACCACUAUGACGGA
Molecule: messenger RNA, 800 nt
Organism: Manduca sexta (tobacco hornworm)
Lineage: Eukaryota; Metazoa; Arthropoda; Insecta; Lepidoptera; Sphingidae
Exons: 4
Coding region: 155-796 (213 amino acids)
Source: RefSeq, a predicted model, not a curated record